Molecule: messenger RNA, 405 nt
Organism: Microthlaspi erraticum
Lineage: Eukaryota; Viridiplantae; Streptophyta; Magnoliopsida; Brassicales; Brassicaceae
Source: the annotation of a GenBank genome assembly
AUGACUGUGUUCUUGUCCAGUGCCCGAGAUGAGAAGGAGAUAGGUUUGUGCAUGAAAGACAUAAAUUCGCCAGCUUUUCACCCAACAAUGAUUUCUCUGUGGGUUACUGAUUCUUUCGAGAGAAAAGACAAAGAGAGAGAUCUCUUAGCAACGCUCCUUGUUAACCUCGUGAAAUCUGCUGACAACGCCUUAACCGAAGUCCAACUAGUGAAAGGGUUUGAAUCAGUUUUGACAACCCUGGAGGAUGCGGUAAAUGAUGCACCAAAAGCAGCAGAGUUUCUUGGGAGAAUCUUUGGUAAAAGUGUGACAGAGAAAGUAGUGACAUUGACAGAGAUUGGUCGGCUAAUCCGUGAAGGAGGAGAAGAAGCAGGAAGUCUAAUAAAGUUUGGACUGGAGACCGGCUGA